Molecule: messenger RNA, 2845 nt
Organism: Tachysurus fulvidraco (yellow catfish)
Lineage: Eukaryota; Metazoa; Chordata; Actinopteri; Siluriformes; Bagridae
Gene: htra4
Product: HtrA serine peptidase 4
Exons: 9
Coding region: 187-1575 (462 amino acids)
Biological process (GO): proteolysis; positive regulation of apoptotic process; programmed cell death
Cellular component (GO): extracellular region
Molecular function (GO): protein binding; serine-type endopeptidase activity
Source: RefSeq, a predicted model, not a curated record
UACUGCAAUUUCAAUAGAAUUGCAUUUGAAGAUCAGAAGAGCUGCUGAGAGUAAAAGUGCAAUCAGGGGUUAAUAUGCUGAGUCCUGUGAGCUGGUGCUGUACCUGUAGCUUUCUAGCAGUUUUGGAAGGCAGGCGAUGAUCCUCAGGUAAACAUCUGACUAACUCCAGCACAAACUCUCGUGAUUAUGUGGGAAGUAAAAGUGGUGACGUGUUUGCUCGCGGUCUCGUUCAUUCACGCGCGGCUCGUCACGCACAGACCGGAGCAGGAAUGCGCGGAUGCUUGUGACACGUCCCGCUGCCCAACAACACCGGACUCGUGCUAUUUCGGUGUGGUGCGAGACGCGUGCCGCUGCUGCUCGGUGUGCGCCUCGGGCGAGGGUGACCCGUGCGGUGAACGGGGCCGCACGCGCUGCGGUGAUGGUCUGCGCUGCGAUCGCGCGCCGGCACACCGCGCACGCACCUGCGUAUGCGUCACCGCUGGACCCGUCUGCGGAAGCGAUGGUCGCACGUACACGAGUGAGUGCCGCCUCAGAACGGAGAACCGGAAGGCCGAGCGGAGCCGCGCGCCCGCUGUCAUUCCUGUCCAAAAAGGCGCGUGCGAUUCCGGUUCUCAGAACCCCAGCAGCAUGCGUUACAAAUUCAACUUCAUAGCAGACGUAGUGGACAAGAUCGCUCCUGCAGUCGUUCAUCUAGAGUUGUUCAAAAGACUGCCAUAUACAAACCAGGAAAUGCCUGUCUCCACUGGCUCAGGGUUUAUUGUGUCUGAAGAUGGAUGGAUAGUCACCAAUGCCCAUGUCCUAGCCAACAAACAGCGAAUUAAUGUGGAGCUUAACAGUGGUGUCCAUUAUGAUGCUACGAUCAAAGAUGUGGACCAGAAAUUGGAUAUCGCUCUGAUUAAGAUUGAUGCAGAGGAGGCUUUGCCUGUCCUAUCUCUGGGCCACUCCUCUGACCUGCGGCCGGGCGAGUUUGUGGUGGCAGUCGGCAGCCCGUUCUCGCUUCAGAACACCGUUACUACAGGCAUCAUCAGCACCACGCAGCGCGGCAGCCGCGAGCUUGGCCUCCACAACUCUGACAUGGAGUACAUCCAGACUGACGCCAUCAUUAACUACGGCAACUCUGGAGGCCCGCUGGUUAAUUUGGAUGGAGAUGUCAUCGGCAUAAAUACGCUGAAGGUCACAGCAGGAAUAUCAUUUGCGAUUCCCUCGGACCGGAUAAGGCAGUUCCUAGCAGACUCCUACGAGAGACAAAGGAAAGGGAACACGCAGCCCAAAAAACGAUAUAUGGGAGUUAGAAUGUUUCAGCUGACGCCAGCUUUAAUCAGAAAUCUGAAAGAGAGGGAGAGCGAUUUCCCAGAUGUCAGUUUAGGAGUGUACGUCUACGAGGUCAUCCCUGGAACGGCUGCCUCCAGCGCUGGCCUGAAGAGCCACGAUGUGAUCAUCAGCAUUAACGGCAAAUCAGUUCAGAGCACGGAUGACGUGAGUCACGCUGUGCAAUCAGCCGAAACGCUCUUGGUGACAGUGCGGCGCCUAAAUGAAGCUGUCACUUUGACUGUUGUGCCAGGAGAACUGGAGUGAUAUCUACAUCCCAAACACUGUUACUGUCAACUGCAAUCUAAUGCUGCAUUCACACAUACUGCAAGCCGCAGAGAUAAAGCAACCAGAGACGUUUAUUUUCAGCGAGAGCUGACGACUUCAUGUGUGUCCAGUGAAUUGAGAAAAGUUGAACUAUGGAGCGACUUGGAGCAGAGACUACCAAUUGGAUUGAAGACAGAAGGGAGCAUGCUGCUUCAUAUUCAUCUCGUAUUAUUAUAUACGCUGUAGAAUUUUAUACACAAACACCAAAUCUUCCACCAGAGGAUUUCAUUUUAGCAUCAAGAAAAGAAUUGUAGUUGCUAGUACCAUGGCAACCGGUAUUAGCAUAAGAAUAGCAGCUACUGGUGGCUUUGUAUUACAGCGACUGUUACCCGCAAAGUAGCGGGGGGGGGAAAUUGUGUGAACACAGCAUCAGAAUUCAGGGUUUUGUUAUUCGUUGUAGUGAUGGGACUGCCUGUAUUACCCAUAAUGCACUACAAACAAAGGUCAGUUUUAAUGCAAAGAAACAGUUUACUAAUAAAUCUAUAUAUCUAUAAUUACUAUCUAUAAAUAAACGACAGUUGUGACAAACAAUAUUAUGCAACACGAAACACUCGUAAAGCAUACAUAAGGGCAUUGUUUUUGUGGGAAAUUACAUCCCAAAUUUUAUCCUUAUUGUAUUUAUGGUGAAAUAUUUCUCUCUCUCAAUUCCUAACAAAAUCAAUGGGUCUGUGGUGCUUUUGAAGAUUUACAAAAUUUUGAAGUCAAAGGCUGCAGGCAGUUCAUAUGAGAAAUCAGAAUUUGUUGCUGAAAACAACAGCAAUUAUGUCAUGUUAUUAGAAUUAAAUCCAUAAAUCCAUUGGCAUUUCAACACAUUCGUUUCCUGCUGUAAAAUAAAUCAGAGACCUAACACCACACAGAUUCAACAAAAGAGUCAUAAUUUAUUCAAUUACUGACUGAAAGCACGAACAGAGAGCAGUGCCAAGCUUCAAAGAUUUACCUUAUAUCUAAUGAUAUUGUUUUAUAUGUUUGUUGCAUGUUUUCUUCAGAAAGUUUGAGUGAGUGAUGUUUUAUUUUGCAGUAUCUCCGGUGCUAUAGUUGAUCUGUAAUACGAUAAAAAGCACCUUUAUGACUGAAAUUUUCAUGACUGUAAGCUUUCCUAUGCAAAUCGUGACAUUUUAUCAAACAAAUCAAACGUGGUGACAGCCGCUUGUACAUGGGACAAGGAAUAAAUGAUUUUCUCCAGAAAGGCCAAGCACUGAAACAAACGAAA